Liolophura sinensis is the source of this 2586-nucleotide messenger RNA. Its product is annotated as rhomboid-related protein 2-like. The record is from RefSeq and is a predicted model, not a curated record. The transcript is spliced from 8 exons. Gene Ontology annotation, cellular component: membrane. Lineage: Eukaryota; Metazoa; Mollusca; Polyplacophora; Chitonida; Chitonidae. Gene Ontology annotation, molecular function: serine-type endopeptidase activity. Bases 425 to 1465 code for a protein of 346 amino acids.
UUGGUACCUCACACACAGGCGCCUGACUUUAAUCCGCAAUCACAACUAUGACAGGAAACAAUAAAAUGAAUCAAUCAAGCUUAUUUUUCACCAAAUGGUCGUGGGUUUUCCCCGGGUUUUCUCCCAUCAUAAUGCUGGCCGUCGUCGUAUAAGUGAAAUAUUCUUGAGUACGGCGUAAAACACCAGUCAAAUAAAUAAAUAAAUUAUUUCUAUUCAUACAUGUCUCAUAAACUAACUGUUGAGUAUAGUACGUUUCACCAAUCCCUGUUUAAGGCUACAGGUGAAAAAAAAGAAGCUUCUUUCUUAACUGUGGUAUCACAUAUGCAGGUUUUUGGUCGUUGUGAAGUGAGGGCGUGACUGAGAGUAAGUGGAGAGAACUUGGUAUUGCUUGGACAGACAGACAUACGGUGAUACACCAUUCAGCAUGUCGCGAAAAGGUCAACGCAAGGAUAAAGGUCAGCGUAAAGGUCAUUAUCAGGAGGAUGAGGGCCACGAAGAGAUAAUGAUGAAGACUAAGGGACCUCCACGGAGAGGUCUUCAAGUAAGCGAAACGACGGUGGAAAUUGUGGACACAGCAGAUGGCCGCACCCAGUGGGACGAAGUUGAUGGGAAGGAAGUGAAUCCGUUGGUCGUUGUCUGUGCCCAUUGUAUUGUCCCCGGACCCGAGGAGAAGGAUUUUCUCAGUCGAUACAGAUGGUGUCCUCCCCCAUUGUCCAUGUUCAUUAUCAGUUUAUCACAGAUCAUAGUCUUUAUCGUGUACGCCGUGGAGCUGGCGAAUAACGGUACACCAGUGACGGCCAUGUCUGGAGUGCCCACCUACAGUCCACUCAUCUACAAGGCGGACCGGAGAUACGAAGCCUGGAGAUUCAUCACCUACAUGUUCAUCCAUAUAGGCUAUCUUCACCUGACAUUUAAUGUUAUCAUCCAGCUAGUGUUGGGGGUUCCAUUGGAGUGGGUCCACUCUUGGUGGCGUGUGCCCAUCAUCUACCUCAUAGGCGUUAUCUCAGGAUCUCUAGCCCACUCGCUGACCGAUCACGCUGUCGAUCUGGCGGGAGCGAGCGGUGGUGGGUACGCUCUGAUUGGCGCACAUCUGGCCGCUGUUGUCACGAACUGGAAGGAGAUGAAUUACAAAUGCUGGGACGGUCGGUUUUGCCGGAUGUUACUCAGUGCGCCAGUCAGGCUCUCAGUGGUCUUAGCUACGGCUUUGGCAGACACUGGAAUGGCACUAUACAAACGGUUUGGCGAAGGUUCUCAUCAGAUAGGAGUCAGCGCCCACAUUGGUGGACUUUUGGCGGGCCUUCUGAUCGGGGUGCCUUUCUUGAAAAACAUCAAUGUCAAGCCUUGGGAGAAGACGGUCGGCUGGGUUACUCUUAUCGUGUACCUGCUCUGUUUUGUGGCUGUAUUGCUAUUUAAUGGCUUCUACAAAGGCUACCCACCUACGGACUGGUCGCCAUGUUGUCACUAAGUGAUCAAGAGAACUGGAGAGCGUUGUCUGUGAACGGCGUCAGGCGUUUAAAUAUGCGCUGGUGAAAAUCAACAUCUGGUGCCAGCAUACUGUUAUGAAUGUAUGAUUCAAAAUGGACAAUAUCAAGAGCUGACAAGAAAGUCUUCUCCAGUAUUCUAUAUUGUGUUUAGGGGAACCAUUCGGUGGUAAAUCAUGGGUAAUUACAUUUGGGCCUAUACUGCUAAGAUGAUGAUAGACAGCGAUAAUCAUGUACUUUCGUCGUCACGAUAUUGUCUCAAAUUCUGCCGAUAAUAGUUCUUUUAUUCUCAUUACUCUCGAUUAUUACUUGUGUGCACUUCUUGGUGUACUAGUACUUUACUCGUGGAUUUUCCCCCGGGUUCUGCCCGGUUUCCUUCUGCCAUAAUGCUGACCAUCGUUAUAUAAUUGAAAUAUCCGUAAAAUAAAUAAAUACGUUAGUAGUUAAAAAGCUUCCUUUGUAAAGCACACUUUUCUCGUGGGAAUAAGGAUUAUUCUCAUUAAAAUAUACUGAACUGUACCACUGAUGGAGAUUAUAGUAUUAUCCAAUACCAUUGAUGAACAACAUCUGUAAUAUGACCCAUCUCACCACACUUAUAACACCAAGUGGGCAUUUGUUAUGCGUGCAGCUUUCCUAACACAGGAAGCCACGUGCAAGCGUAUGGGAUGUACGAUAUGAAGAGAAACGGCCUCUUUACAGUAUUUUGUGUCCAUUGAGUCCUCGUGGUAUUUAUAAUGAACGGAAAGACAGAUAUUUUUUUUCAAUAGUGCAAUAACAGCAACGUGUUUCAUCCCGUCAUGAUCGUUACGUAUGCAAGAGUGUUACAUGCUUAUACUCAUCAUCAAGAUUCACAGAUGUCAUGCCUUGUGAAAUUUUGUUGACGCCGAAACGAUUUGAACGAUAUUUUCCUAACAUUCGUAUUCGUACACAAAAAUGUUAUUCUUCAUGACAUUUCUUGCAAUAUAGUCCCACUUAAUGCAUGUAUACAUUUCGAGAGUUCAUCAUGGAAAGUUUUACAUUAAAAUGUGCUAUAUUCAAUUCAACAUCGUACAGAGAUUCUGUGUGUGCUUUGUAUAGAAUGUUUCAAUAGAAAUGGGAUGUCUUA